AUGGAUACUGGUAUUUGUCAAGGUAAAUGUUAUGAUCGACGUUUUUAUACAUGUAUCGGUGAUCAACUAUGCAAUGGAAGUAAUGCUGAUAUUUGUGCAGGAGAAUGUUACAAUCGAUCUACUCAUUCGUGCAUGCAUGGUAUUCUAUGUAAUGGAAGUAAUGCAGAUAUUUGUGCUGGAAAAUGCUACAACAGAGAUUCUGGAAAGUGUUUUAGUGAUAUUUUUUGCAUCGGACAGUAUGCUGGUAUAUGUGCAGGAAAAUGUAUGACUAAUACUUCUUCUCAAACAUGUAUCAAUGGUACUAUCUGUGAUGGUUAUAAUAACGCUGUUUGUGCAGGAAAGUGCUACGACAACUAUAUCCAAACAUGUAUCGAAGAUCAUAUUUGUAAUGGAACUAAUGUUGGGACUUGUGGAGGAGAAUGUUACAAUAAACUCUAUCAAACAUGUAUCGAUGGAAUUAUUUGUAGCAAUAUGAAUGCUGCUCUUUGUGGAGGAAAGUGUUUUAGUAAAACUCCAGUGCGAACGUGUAUCAAUGGCACUGUCUGUAACGGUUUCAAUAUGGAUACUUGUGCAGGAAACUGUUAUAGCAAAUUGUUCCAACAGUGCUUAAAUGGUACGAUCUGCAAUGGAACUAAUAGUGGAAUAUGCGCAGGAACAUGCUAUGAUAGAAACAGUCAAAAAUGCUUUAAUGAAAUUCUUUGUAAUGGAAGCAAUGCUGGUAUUUGUGCCGGGAAAUGUUUCAAUAAUGUCUACUCUCAGAGAUGCUUUGAUGGAGUUCUUUGUAAUGGUUUUAAUCCUGGUAUGUGUAAUGGAAAAUGUUAUGAUAGAUUAUCUCAAACUUGUAUCGAUGGCGUUCUCUGCAAUAGCACUGAUAAUGCUGUUUGUAAUGGGAAAUGUUACAACUCAAUCUUUCAGAAAUGUCUCCAAGGUGUUGUUUGUACUCUUUGGCCAUCUAUUCUCGUUUGUGCGGAUAAAUGCUACAAUAGCGAUUAUGAGAAAUGUGUUGGUGGUAUUGUUACACCACUAUACACAUAA
Molecule: messenger RNA, 1035 nt
Organism: Adineta steineri
Lineage: Eukaryota; Metazoa; Rotifera; Eurotatoria; Adinetida; Adinetidae
Source: the annotation of a GenBank genome assembly